This is a messenger RNA of Patella vulgata (common limpet), 1110 nucleotides long. RefSeq names its product NIF3-like protein 1. The transcript is spliced from 5 exons. The coding region runs from base 121 to 1110 and encodes 329 amino acids. The record is from RefSeq and is a predicted model, not a curated record. Gene Ontology annotation, cellular component: cytoplasm; mitochondrion. Lineage: Eukaryota; Metazoa; Mollusca; Gastropoda; Patellidae.
UACACUGUAAAGUAAAAGUAGAGCAAGAACAAUAAGUAGACCGGUCAGUACUUUUACUUAGCUCGUGUAAUACUUUAUUGAUGCUAUAGACCAAAUAACACUUGAAUUGCAAUAAUUUUGAUGUGUUCAAUACCUUUCCGCUGUGGCAUUUAUUUUGGUCGAUACUGGGAGACGAAAUAUCACCAUACCGCAAAACAACUAGCCGGCAACUUACAUUUCUCACAAAAUUUACCCAAUUUCUUAAUCAGAACCAGACAAAAACACUUACUAACGAACAAACUGUAUAAAUUAACGUUGUCCACAAAUAAGAAAACAGUUUACCAUUUUUCGGAAAUGUCAUCGGGAAUGGAAUUAGGAAGUGUGAUCAAGAUAAUUAAACAACAUGCACCAACAUCUUUAGCCGAAUCUUGGGAUAAUGUGGGGCUCUUGGUCGAACCUUCAUCCCCUCAUACAGUCAACACCAUUAUGCUCACUAAUGAUUUAACACCGCUUGUUUUAGAAGAAUCCCUUGAGAAAAAAGUGGAUCUUAUCUUGUCCUAUCACCCACCGAUAUUUUCUGCUGUUAAAAGAUUGAGUCAGGGUAAAUGGAAAGAUCGUCUGAUUAUAAAAUGUAUUGAGAAUCGGAUUGCUGUUUAUUCGCCACAUACAUGCUAUGAUGCAAAGGCUGGUGGAGUUAAUGACUGGUUGAUUGGUGCAUUUGAUACAGUUGAUGUGGUACCAGUCACAAAUGCUGAGGAAAUUCCUGGAGGAUACAGUCAUAAAGUCAAUAUUUUAACCAAAGAUUUAUCAAAACUUCAGUCCACCUUGUCUAGCUUAGCUGUAAAACAAGUCUCAUCACCUAUAACUACAUCAAGUGGUGAAGUUAUGACAGUGUGUAGUGUUCUGUGUAAUAAAUGUACAUUAUCUGAAGUUGUUAAAGCUGUAGAAGGCUCAGACUGUACUGUUGAUACCAUUGAAAACAUGAAAUUAGAAAAGAUACCAGUAACUGGCUGUGGAUCUGGUAGAUAUGCCACUUUAAAACAACCGUUAACUCCACAAGAAGCCGUUGAGGCUGUUAAAAUACAUUUAAACUUACCACACGUAAGGUUAGCUGCUAAACCAGGUCAGUAA